CAUCCGGGGCUCUCCCCCCCCCCCUCGGCCGUUCGCACUCUCGGCUAUGGCGGAGGCCUCAGUUGGGAGACAGAGUCCAAGGGUUGUGUCCUACCCUGCGCGGAACUUAUGUCCUGGGAGACCCAGCCUUCAUACCACGGCAGUGGUGUCUAUGGGCUCAGGUGACCAUCGCUUCAACCUGGCUGAGAUCCUUUCCCAGAACUACGGGGUGCGGGAAGAGACUGAGGAAGAUCAGCGGCAGGAACACUCACAGGGGAAAGCGAAGCCUUUGGAGGAGCUAGAGAAGAGCUUCAAUGCCUCCCAGAACUCUGAAAUGCCGUUCGAGGAAUUGCUUGCGCUCUACGGCUACGAGGCCUCUGACCCCAUCUCCGAGCAGGACAGUGAGAGCAACGAUGCCCCGCCCAACCUUCCAGACAUGACCCUGGAUAAGGAGCAGAUAGCAAAGGACCUGCUUUCCGGGGAAGAAGAAGAGGAGACUCAGUCUUCGGCCGACGACCUGACCCCUUCCGUCACCUCCCACGACGCCUCGGACCUUUUCCCCAACCAGAUGGGAUCAAACUUCCUGGCUGAUGGAGGCAAAGGCCGCUGCUCCUCCCCGUGUGCCUCCUUCUCGGCCGAGGACUCGGAAGAAGAUGCCAUCCCCGCCAACGAAUGCAAGAAGGAGAUCAUGGUUGGUCCUCAAUACCAGGCGGCUGUUCCCCUCCUCCACCUGAACAGGCAUGGCGAAAAAGUCUACGAAAACGACGACCAGCUUCUUUGGGACCCGAACAUCCUCCCCGAGAGGGAAGUGGAAGAGUUCCUUUACCGAGCCAUAAAGAGAAGGUGGGACGAAGUCUCGAACGCCAGCCUUGCAGAGGGGGACACGGUCAAGGACAAUGAACAAGCGCUGUACGAACUGGUGAAGUGCAACUUCAACGCCGAAGAGGCGCUGCGGAGACUCCGGUUCAACGUGAAGGUCAUUCGAGAUGAGCUCUGUGCCUGGAGUGAAGAGGAAUGCAGGAAUUUUGAACACGGGUUCCGGGUCCACGGAAAGAACUUCCACCUCAUCCAAGCAAACAAGGUCCGCACCCGGUCGGUAGGCGAAUGUGUGGAGUACUAUUACAUGUGGAAGAAAUCGGAGCGCUACGACUACUUCACCCAGCAGACGCGGUUUGGAAGGAAGAAGGAUUACGUGGAUAAUUUUUUGGAUGGUGGCGAAGUAGAAAGUGCCAGUCGUUCGCGAAGUUCCCCACCCAUCCCUUCGUCCACUGGAUGCCUCGACUCUCGUUUCAACCCAGAUCACCUGGCAAUCGAAAGCACAGAACCUUUGAGCAUCGAGAGCGCAGCGUGCAGUUUGGGCAGCACGAGUGAGUCGGGCCACGGCUACGAGUACAGCACCCCUUCGGAAACAAACUGUUCCUUCGACCCCGCCGAGGAAGCCGGCAGCCGAGCGCCCGCUUUCCUGCAGCGCCCGCCGAACCCCCCCGAAGCCGGCUUCUACCAGGUGGCCGCAGCCGGCAAACAGGAGCCACUGCGGUGCUCGGGGAAUGCCCUUGCCGUGGACUUCACCCUCCCCGGGAACGUCGCGGAGGGGCUGCCUUUAAUUUCCGGCCACGUGGGACUGGACAGGGAUCCAGAGACGUUGGUGGCCCCUUCUCAAGUGUCCUUAUCGGUCCCGGAUUUCAGCCUCCUUGGCAUUGGAGAUGUAAAUAGCUUCCUGGCCACUCAGCAGGCCUGCCCAGCUCCCAGGGGUCACUCAGAGUCCUUGUCUCAGUGACUGCAGCCUCUGCGUAGGGGUCCACUGACGGACAAAAGCUGACUCUGGCAGGACUGGACGGCAUUGCCCUUUGGGGAGGGGGUACGGAGACGGGUCAGCCUAUCGUCACCCUUCCUUGCCCCGCACACUCCCCCGGGGCCACGAGCGCCGGUCAAGAGCCGUCCGGUCCUCGCCUUUCCAAAUUGCGGGGGGCGGAAGGGGCGCCCGCUGCUCUUCCUGCCCCUGUGCUCGACGUCCCUCUGGCGAAACCAAACGCCUCCGUCGUACUCUCUCGCACAGCUUUGCAAAAGAGAGAGAAAGCCAAUGGAGGGGAACCUGUGACCCUCAUGGGGCCGUUGUAGAUGGGGGGCAAAGCCAUGCAGGGGGCAGACGAAGUCUUCCUCCCCAACAACCCCGCCCUGGGCAAGCUGGAUAUCCAGCAUUGCCAGCCGAGAAAACCCCCCGGCGCAAUGCGGGAGGCCGCAAAGAUAGAGAGGGUUACCCAGGAGCACUUUCAGAGAAGGAGAUGUAUCGGUGGGGCGGAAAGCUUUCACGCACAGCGCGAGCGGACGUGGAACACAACUGGUCCCGAAGGUGCAAAGCAAGCUGAGUUGGGCACUUUCCUUCAGUUGUGGCGGCACCUCUGUUUAGUUUCGUUUUCAGUAGCGGCGGGGGACGUUCCUUUUUGCCAAACCUUGCGGCCGCAUCCUAGUUUGCCAUAGGGUGGGUGGAAUCGCCACCCUGCUCCCGCUUUCGUCCCUACGCAAGCACACAGCCCCAGGCCUUUUUUUAAGGCACCCUCUUAUCGGGACCCGCCUUCUGGGCAGAGGGAGAAACUUCAUCCCCUCCAACAGCACCCUGCAUUGCGAAGAUGGUAAUCCGCACGUCGCAGCCUUCCGAAGAUGCAUUGGCUUCCGGGGAUGGUGAUGGGUUGAGGAGGACGUGGAGGGGCAGAACGGAAGAAGGCUCCCUGGCCCUGUUGCCAGAACUCCACAGCUCUCAGGCGGUGUGUGUGGCGGGGCGCUCCAGGGGUUGACGUUCGCCAUGGCGGGUCGCGAGACCAGGCUUCCGAAAGCCAGCAAGAAUCUGCGUGUUUGCUUUUGCCGGAAGAGAGGCGGCCGGGUGGCGGCAGGAGCACAGGGCCACCGGUUGGAGUGCCAAACUGAGACUCCGGGGAGGGAGGUAUACGUGCGUUCUGUGCGUGAGAGAGAGCAUGAAACGCGGGUGUCCCGUCCUGUCCCCCCAACCUUGCCCGGUUCGGCCAGCUGGCAGAAUACUACGAGGACGGACUCCGUGCCAUUCAAACCUCCUUUGUCUCCCUCUUCUUCCAUUUUUCUCAACCUCAGCCAUGGGGAAGCUUUUUUCCUUGUUGCUGGUAAUACGGUAUAUCCCUUUCCCCCCAUCAUUUUCAUUUUGUGGUGCAGGGCGAUGGUGGUUCGUGGCAGCAGUCAUACCCUUAACCUAAUUCCGCCCCACCCCUUGAGCAUCUGUCGCCCACCUAGCCGCUCACUCCUUUCUUGGUCAUGCAACUAGGGGCUUUUCUUCCAAACUGGGGGAGCUGAUAAGGUGUGGAGACAACCUCCCGCACCUCUCUCCUGUGUCCGUCUCUCCCCACAACACCCCGCAUUUCCACAAAGGCAGUUUCCGGCUGGCAGUUGGCAGCUGUGGAUUGCAGGCUCUAAUAAUCGCUUUGUUGGCCUCCGUUGAUGCUAGCGGCAGCAAUCGUGGUUAGCGAACGAGCCUCCUGUUGCACUGUUCGCGCCCGCUGUGCAAAAGGCAGGGGAGAGUCUUGCACAAGUGUCAUGCCGGCUCUGAUCAGGGAGGCAGGCGGCAGAUUAAGAGAGCUAGAGAGGGCU
Molecule: messenger RNA, 3591 nt
Organism: Podarcis raffonei (Aeolian wall lizard)
Lineage: Eukaryota; Metazoa; Chordata; Lepidosauria; Squamata; Lacertidae
Gene: MIER2
Product: MIER family member 2
Exons: 13
Coding region: 47-1756 (569 amino acids)
Biological process (GO): negative regulation of transcription by RNA polymerase II
Cellular component (GO): nucleoplasm
Molecular function (GO): histone deacetylase binding; transcription corepressor activity
Source: RefSeq, a predicted model, not a curated record